AUGCACGAAAAACCUUAUUACUAUGGUCAAUACAUACGGGGAAGAACACUUUCUUAUGAUGACGUGUACGAGAACAGAAACCGUGGUCAUGUAAGGCGUGAUCACCUUAGAGAACUAGGGCACAGCGAAUCGGAGGAUACUGUAGAUAGUGAAGACGACGGGUGCAAACCAAGGCGAGACAAGAAGUUCAGCCUUGGCGACUUCAUAUUAAAGGAAGUGCAGGAAAAUAGUAUGUAUACGAUAACAUAUCGUGGUUAUUCGCUUGCGAAGAGAGCUGCUAGCGGGUAG
Molecule: messenger RNA, 288 nt
Organism: Cooperia oncophora
Lineage: Eukaryota; Metazoa; Nematoda; Chromadorea; Rhabditida; Trichostrongylidae
Source: the annotation of a GenBank genome assembly